CGAAUAAUUAACCACUCUCCUCUCAUCAGCUCUUUUGGCUUUCUAGUUCUCUCUUCUCUACUCACUCAUCCUCUCACCAUCACUAAACUUAGAGAUGUCACAAAAACACAAUUAAACAAUAAUAAUCAAAAGAAGAGAGUAAACAAAAAGAUCGAUCGAAAUCGAAACCAUUACCACAACACAAUCAUAGCUGGAUUCAUCACUCUCCUCUUUCAUUUUCUUCUCUUCUCAGAUCUUGAAGAAGAAGAAGAAGACACAACACAAUGCUCUUCUUAUUGUUCCUGUUCUUGUUCCACUUCUCAUCUUUAGAUCUUAUCCACGCCGACCGUCGUGUACUCCACGAACCAUUCUUCCCUAUAUAUUCACCACCGCCCUCACCACCAUCACCACCACCGCUUCCUAAGCUACCAUUCUCUUCAACCACUCCACCACCAUCAGACCCAAACGCUUCUCCUUUCUUCCCAUUAAACCCUUCAUCUCCACCACCUCCUUCACCAUCCUCCUUCGCUUCUUUCCCAGCUAACAUCUCAUCUCUUAUCGUCCCUCACGCCACUAAAUCCCCACAAAACUCCAAAAAACUCCUCAUCGUCGCCAUCUCCGCAGUCUCCUCCGCCGCUUUAGUUGCGAUACUCAUCGCUUUACUCUACUGGCGUAGAAGAAGAGCAAGUAACCAAGAUCUCAACUUCUCCGAUGACAGCAAAACAUACACCACCGACAGUAGCCGUCGAGUCUACCCUCCUCCUCCAUCCACCGGGGCGGCUCCAACACGGCGCAAUGCAGAGGCUAGAAGUAAACAGAGAACCACCAGUAACAACAACAACAACAACAACAACAACAACAACAGCUCUGAGUUUCUCUACUUAGGAACAAUGGUGAAUCAAAGAAGCAUCGAUGAACAAUCUCUAAGCAACCGAAGCAAUAACGGAUCGAGUUCAAGAAAACUGGAAUCACCAGAUCUUCAACCACUUCCUCCAUUGAUGAAACGAAGCUUCCGGUUAAAUCCAGAUGUUGGUUCAAUCGGAGAAGAGGAAGAAGAAGAGUUCUACUCUCCACGUGGCUCACAAAGCGGGCGAGAGACAUUAAACCGGGUCGGAGCUCCGGGUCAUCAUCAAAACCCUAGAUCUGUUAACAAUGACACUAUCUCUUGCUCAUCUUCAAGCUCAGGUUCACCGGGAAGAUCAACGUUCAUCAGUAUCUCUCCUUCAAUGAGUCCUAAAAGAUCUGAAUCAAAGCCUGUAGUAAUCACCGCCGCAACCGCCGCACCACCAGAACCGUCAAAAACUUCUCCGGCGGAUUACAGAUUCGUUAGGUCUCCGUCACUGUCGUUAGCUUCGUUAUCGUCGGGAUUGAAAAACUCCGAUGAAGGAGGAAGAUUAAAUCAAAUCUCUAGAUCUCCGACGGUUACGUCACUCACAGCUUCACCGGAGAAUCACAACAAGAAAAAAGAGAAUCUCGAAACCUCUCCGUUAUCAUCUGCUUCAACAUCACCGGAACGACGACCAAACGAUACACCAGAAGCUUACUUGAGAUCUCCUUCGCAUUCCUCUGCUUCUACAUCACCGUAUAGAUGUUUUCAGAAAUCACCGGAGGUGUUACCGGCGUUUAUGAGUAAUCUCCGGCAAGGUUUGCAGUCUCAGUUACUAUCUUCUUCUUCUCCUGGAGGAGGAGGACAAGGUUUUCUUAAAGAGUUAAACGCAUUGCGUUCUUCUUCUUCCUCGUCCACUUCAUCAGUUUGUUCUUCACCAGAGAAAGCUUCUCAUAAGUCACCUAAGUUGUCUUCUCGGAACUCGCAGUCUCUAUCAUCUUCUCCGGAGAGAGACUUUAGUCAUAGCUUAGAUGUAUCACCACGUAUUUCGAACAUUUCACCUCAGAUUUUACAGUCUCCGGCGAUGUUGGCUGCAAUGGGAGGUUCACGUGUGCCGCCUCCUCCGCCACCUCCUCCACCAAUGCCGUUGUGGGGACGACGGAAUCAGGUGGCUACUAAAGUGGAGACGAUCUCGAGACCCCCUUCUCUCACGCCGCCUUCACAUCCUUUUGUGAUCCAAUCCGAAAACCAUCCAGUGAUGAAUUCUCCUGUAGAGGUUGCAGAGACGGUUAGUGCGAGUGAGCCGGCGGAGGAGACUCCUAAACCGAAGUUAAAAGCGUUACAUUGGGAUAAAGUUAGAGCAAGUUCGGAUCGUGAGAUGGUUUGGGAUCAUCUUCGAUCAAGCUCUUUCAAAUUAGAUGAGGAGAUGAUUGAAACGUUGUUUGUGGCAAAGACGUUAGACAACAAACCAAAUCAGAGUCAGACUACUCCACGAUCUGUUGUCCCCAACCCAAACCAAGAGAACAGAGUCUUGGAUCCUAAGAAAGCUCAGAAUAUUGCCAUCUUGCUUCGCGCACUUAAUGUCACUAUCGAAGAAGUUUGUGAGGCUCUUCUUGAAGGCAAUGCUGAUACACUUGGGACUGAACUUCUUGAGAGCUUACUGAAGAUGGCACCAACAAAAGAAGAAGAGCGAAAAUUGAAAGAGUAUAAAGAUGAUUCCCCUGUUAAGCUUGGACAUGCUGAGAAAUUUCUUAAGGCAAUGCUAGACAUCCCGUUCGCCUUUAAAAGAGUUGAUGCGAUGCUCUAUGUAGCUAACUUUGAGUCUGAGGUUGAAUACCUGAAGAAAUCUUUUGAGACUCUUGAGGCUGCUUGUGAGGAACUAAGGAACAGUAGGAUGUUCUUAAAGCUACUAGAAGCGGUUCUAAAAACAGGAAACCGUAUGAACGUUGGCACAAACCGAGGUGAUGCACAUGCGUUCAAGCUUGACACGCUCCUCAAGCUAGUCGAUGUCAAAGGCGCUGACGGGAAAACAACACUCUUACAUUUCGUUGUACAAGAGAUAAUCCGAGCAGAAGGAACACGUCUCUCAGGUAACAAUACCCAAACAGAUGACAUUAAAUGCAGGAAACUUGGCCUCCAAGUCGUAUCAAGCCUUGGUUCAGAGCUUAGUAACGUCAAAAAAGCUGCUGCAAUGGACUCAGAAGUACUAAGCAGCUACGUCUCCAAGCUUUCUCAAGGCAUCGCCAAGAUCAACGAGGCUAUCCAAGUCCAAUCAACGAUCACAACAGAAGAAAGCAACAGCCAGAGAUUUUCGGAAUCGAUGAAUACGUUUCUGAAAAAGGCUGAGGAAGAGAUCAUAAGAGUACAAGCUCAAGAGAGUGUAGCGUUAUCUCUAGUGAAAGAAAUCACAGAGUAUUUCCAUGGGAACUCGGCUAAAGAAGAAGCGCACCCGUUUAGAAUAUUCUUGGUGGUUAGAGACUUCCUUGGAGUAGUAGACAGAGUAUGCAAAGAAGUUGGGAUGAUAAACGAAAGAACAAUGGUUAGUUCUGCUCAUAAGUUUCCUGUCCCAGUGAAUCCAAUGCUGCCACAGCCACUUCCUGGACUCGUUGGACGAAGGCAAUCAUCAUCUUCGUCGUCUUCUUCUUCCUCUGCGUCGUCAUCCGACGAUGAACAUAACUCAUCUCAUUAGUUUUAAGUGGGAUCUCAGGCUUUUUGUCUGUGCAAGUUGUUGUAAAAAGUAUCCAGUUGUUUUGUCAUAUUAGGUUUAAAUAUAUAUAUAUAUAGAGGAGAGGGAAAGAAAUUGACAGACAAAGAAGUGUUUUUAAUUUUUCUUUUCCACAUUUGUGUAAAAUAAUACAGGUUUACGUUUAAAUU
Messenger RNA from Camelina sativa (false flax), 3679 nucleotides. RefSeq names its product formin-like protein 1. Gene Ontology annotation, biological process: actin nucleation; actin cytoskeleton organization. The record is from RefSeq and is a predicted model, not a curated record. NCBI's taxonomy places the organism in Eukaryota, Viridiplantae, Streptophyta, Magnoliopsida, Brassicales, Brassicaceae. Gene Ontology annotation, molecular function: actin filament binding.